AUGAACUCCCAGAGCACCUCCGAGCCCGGGACAAACGCAUCUCCCGGAGGAAGAAGAGCUGGCUCUCGCCUAGCUGCCCGCUCCUUCCCUCGCACCUUCUUUUCCCAGAGUCUCUGGGCGCCGGCGCCUCCCAGGCAGCGUGUUUCCGCUAGAGGCUGGCGUCUUGGAGCUAGCUGGUCAAGACACAGUACUCACACAGGCAACACUUCUUGUGGGCGGUCUGAAAUCUUAGCUGUGUUGGAGACGUUCAGUGCACGUUAUAAACAAUCACUUAAACCCUCCGACUCUGAGCCUCCCGCAGAGAAGUGCAGAAUGACGCCACUGCACGCGGGACGUGAUGUCACUGAGAUGCGCAGAACACUCAUUCAAUAAACAUUUACUAAGCAUCUAGUAGAUUUAUAA
Microcebus murinus (gray mouse lemur) is the source of this 402-nucleotide messenger RNA. The record is from RefSeq and is a predicted model, not a curated record. Lineage: Eukaryota; Metazoa; Chordata; Mammalia; Primates; Cheirogaleidae.